AUGAAGUUCACCACCGCCAUCUUCACCCUCAUCUCAGCUGCAGCUGCCGUCUCGGCAGCUGCCAUUGACACCAACGAAUCCGGCCUCUCUGCGCUCGGAGAGCGCAGCUUCGAGCUCAAGGCUCGUCAUGUCGAGAGCGCAGCUCGCGACACUCAUGAUGUCGAGAAGCGUGACUGGGUUUCCAAGUGGGGUAAAGCCACCUGGUACGGUGGCAACCAGCUUAAUGACCCCGCUUGCGGCGGUCCCACCCCCAACGACAACUCGAUGAUCGCUGCCGUGAAGAAAAACGGUGGCUACGGCAAGUGCGGUGAAACCGUUCACCUUCAUUACCAGGGCAAGAUGGUUUCUGUUAAGAUUGUCGACUACUGUUCCAGCUGUGGUUGGGGCCAUUUCGAUUUAUCUCGAGGUGCUUUCAAGAAGCUUGCAGCGAUCGAUCAAGGCGUUAUCGAAGGCUUGCACUUCAAGCUCUUCACCAAGGACUAA
Molecule: messenger RNA, 483 nt
Organism: Ustilago hordei
Lineage: Eukaryota; Fungi; Basidiomycota; Ustilaginomycetes; Ustilaginales; Ustilaginaceae
Exons: 2
Coding region: 1-483 (160 amino acids)
Source: RefSeq, a predicted model, not a curated record